CAUGACCACCCAGCAGCUCGUCCUCCAGGGCCCGGGCCCGUGGGGCUUCUGUUUCAUGGGUGUCAAGGACUUCGAGCAGCCUCUCACCAUUUCCCGGGUCACUCCUGGAAGCAAGGUGGCUCUAGCUAAUUUAUGUAUCAGAGAUGUAAUCACAGCCAUUGAUGGGGAAAAUUCUAGCAAUAUGACACAUUUGGAAGCUCAGAACACAAUCAAAGGCUGCAAAGACAACAUGACUCUCACUGUAGCCAGAUCCGAACAUAAAGUCUGGUCUCCUCUGGUGACGGAGGAAGAGAAGUGUCGUCCAUACGAGAUGAAUUUAGCCUCUGAACCCCAGGAGGUCCUGCACAUAGGAAGGGCCCACAACCAAAGUUCCAUGCCCUUUACCACCUCGCCUGCCUCCAGCACUAACGCCAGGGUCAUCACAAACCAGUACAACCACCCAGCUGGCCUCUACUCUUCUGAAAAUAUCUCCAACUUCAACAACGCCCUGGAGUCAAAGACUGCUGCCAGUGGGGUGGAGGCGAACGGCAGACGGUUAGACCAUGCUCAGCCUCCAACCAGCCUUGUCAUCGACAAAGAAUCUGAAGUUUGCAGGAUGCUUCAGGAGAAACGGGAGUUGAAUGAGCCCCCAAAACAGUCCGUGUCUUUUCUGGUUUUGCAGGAAAUCCUGGAGUCUGAAGAAAAAAAGGAUCCCAACAAGCCCUCAGGAUUCAGAAGCGUUAAAGCUCCCAUCACUAAAGUGGCUGCAUUGAUUGGAAAUGCUCAGAAGUUUCCCACGUGUGACAAAUGUGGCCCUGGAAUUGUUGGUGUGUUCGUGAAGCUGCGGGACCAUCACCGCCACCCCGAGUGUUACGUGCACACUGACUGUGGAACAGAGGUGCCAUUUCUUUGUGGAGGAUCAAAUCUACUGUGAGAAGCAUGCCUGGGAAUGAGUCGCACCACCCGAGGGCUACGAAGUGGUCACCGUGUUCCCCAAGUGACCCGGCAGAUCUGACCACUGUUCUCCAGCCAGCCUGUGCUGCAGCUUUUUCUCUGAGUGUCCUGGCCCUCUCCUCUCUUGAAAGUUCUCUGCUUACUUUGGUUUUCCCACUGCUCGUAAAACAUUGAGUCCCCUGCCUUGGUUAAUUGACUCACACCAGCUGUGUGAUGCUCGUUUUUACAAUUAAAGAAAAACGGUUUUGUU
Symphalangus syndactylus (siamang) is the source of this 1183-nucleotide messenger RNA. RefSeq names its product PDZ and LIM domain protein 1-like. Lineage: Eukaryota; Metazoa; Chordata; Mammalia; Primates; Hylobatidae. The record is from RefSeq and is a predicted model, not a curated record. Gene Ontology annotation, molecular function: muscle alpha-actinin binding; actin binding. Gene Ontology annotation, biological process: muscle structure development; heart development; actin cytoskeleton organization. Gene Ontology annotation, cellular component: filamentous actin; stress fiber; Z disc.